Klebsormidium nitens is the source of this 2011-nucleotide messenger RNA. The record is from the annotation of a GenBank genome assembly. NCBI's taxonomy places the organism in Eukaryota, Viridiplantae, Streptophyta, Klebsormidiophyceae, Klebsormidiales, Klebsormidiaceae.
GUGGGAAUGAACACCGUUGAAAGGAAAAUUGCGAACAGGAAAGACGGUCGCAACCGCAUUGCAAUUUGCAUUGGCUUUCUGCUGCUACCAGGCUCGAUCUCCUUCGCACAAGGCACCGUCUAGCAUACUCUCGGAGCCCUGUCCAGCCGCCAGAUGGCGACCACCGCCGCCGCCAGCAGGGCGUCCCUCAGCUCCUGCUGUCGACUGUCCCGCUCAACCGGAGUCGCGGCAGGCCACUCGUUCAGGGGGGUCCAGCUUCCUGCUGUGAGCCCUGCAAAGUCGGCUCAGGGGGGAAGGAGCCAUGGCAUCCGGGCCGUGGCGGCUGCUGAGGUGGCGAAGUCGACGAGCGUUGCUUCCGAUCGCAUCAAGUCCGUCCACGCCCGUCAGAUCAUCGACAGCCGCGGCAAUCCGACGGUCGAGGUCGACCUGCAGACGGACCAGCUUUUCCGGGCCGCCGUUCCGAGCGGUGCGUCCACGGGUAUCUACGAGGCGCUCGAGCUGAGGGACGGGGAUAAGAGCUACUAUGGCGGGAAGAGCGUGCUCAAGGCGGUGCAGAACAUCAACGAGAUCAUCGCGCCCAAGCUGAUCGGGAUGAAUCCCAGCGACCAGAAGGCGCUUGACAGCGUGCUGUUGGAGCUGGACGGCACCGAGAACAAGACCAAGCUGGGGGCCAACGCGAUCCUGGGCGUAUCCCUGGCAGCCACGCGGGCGGGCGCGGCCGCCAAGGGGAUCCCCCUCUACAAGCACAUUGCAGAGAUCGCUGGCACCAAGGAGCUGGUGAUGCCCGUCCCCGCGUUCAACGUCAUCAACGGCGGGAGCCACGCGGGCAACAAGCUGGCCAUGCAGGAGUUCAUGAUCCUGCCGAUCGGGGCCAAGUCGUUCAAGGAGUCCAUGCAGAUGGGGUCCGAGGUCUACCAGAUCCUAAAGAGCCUGAUCAAGAAGCGGUACGGGCAGGACGCCGUCAACGUGGGUGACGAGGGCGGUUUCGCGCCCAACAUCCAGGACAAUCGGGAGGGGCUGGACCUGCUGGUCGGGGCGAUCGACAAGGCCGGCUACACUGGCAAGGUCGUCAUCGGCAUGGACGUGGCGGCCUCCGAGUUUUACACGUCGGACGGCAAGUACGACCUCAACUUCAAGGAGGAGAACAACGACGGCUCCUUCAAGAAGUCGGUCGACGAGAUGAUCGAGGUCUACACCGGGUUUAUCAAAGACUUCCCGGUGGUUACGAUCGAGGAUCCGUUCGACCAGGACGACUGGAGCGCCUGGGCCAAGAUCGUGGCGUCGGCGGGCGUGCAGAUUGUGGGCGACGAUCUGACGGUCACGAACCCCAAGAAGAUCAAGGAGGCGAUCGAGAAGAAGGCCGCAAACGCGCUGCUGCUCAAGGUGAACCAGAUUGGUUCCGUGACUGAGUCCAUCCAAGCCGCGCUCGACGCCAAGGCCGCGGGGUGGGGCGUAAUGGUCAGCCACCGCAGUGGCGAGACGGAGGACACGUUCAUUGCGGACCUGUCCGUGGGGCUCGCCUCCGGACAGAUUAAGACCGGCGCGCCCUGCCGAAGCGAGCGGCUCGCCAAGUACAACCAGCUGCUCCGCAUUGAGGAGGAGCUUGGCGGCGAAGGCGCCGUGCGGUAUGCAGGAGCGGACUACCGGAGGCCUUAAGCGACCCCGUUCGCAAUUGUGCGAGUUGCAUUCUUUGAUGCCCGUUGUGUGUAUGUGGCGUCAACAAGUCGGUCUAAAUGUUCUAGUAAUCUGCUAUGUCUGCGCCCACAAUUCGAAGCUACUGGUGACUUCAUAUUAAAGCAUUUGUUAGGUAUCCAAGUGGCAUCGUUUGUACAGGCUGCCGCGUAGUCAAAAAGCAGUGGAUGUCACUGGAGGCCAGUCGGUCAGAGUUGGAGCACCCCCUAAUACCACGUAAUAGUUGUCAACCUAAAGGUUGGCACAUGCAUUCACAUCCGACGCUGAUUAAAGCUUUUAUACAGGAUACUUCUUGAAAUACAUCUGCUUUGGAAGGUGC